AUGAGCAGUCGUGGAAAUCAAAAUGGCCGUCGGCCACCGCUGCCCGCCCAGCCUCCAAUAUGUCCUCCACCUCCACCACCUCCUCCUACAGUCCCGUGGACUGUGGCUCCUCCUUCUGCAUCAGUAUAUACAGCACCUCCACCACCACCACCUCCACAAAGUACACCUAUACUUUUCCCAAUAAAUCAACCACCUCCACCUCUGCCAGUAAUGUUUGAUACUACUAGGCCUCCACCACCAUUACCAACAACUAAAAGUGGUGCUGGGAAGCAUAAAUCACCAAAUUUAUUUGAAGCUGGACCAAGCAAAAUAAGGAAGCCAAAGGACAACAAUGUAGCAGACGCGCAUUGCGCAAACACUGUUGAAAACAUGAUCAGGAUUCAUAGGCAAGAUUUGAAUAAACUUCGCCGUGAAAAUGAGUAUGAAAUUUUAAUAUAUAAAAAGCAACUGGAAGAAUAUGAAACUGAAAAAGAUUUUCUGAGGAAGAAAGUUGCCAAUGCUGAUCUAUUUCGGAUUUUAGAAGAGUACAUUGAGAACGGUACACAAAUGCAAUUACCUGAUGAUAUUUGGCAGAUGAUUUGCCAAUUCGUCCAAAUGACCAACCGAGUAAAUGAUAAUUCGGGGCAAGAAGGGACUGACUCA
Iphiclides podalirius (scarce swallowtail) is the source of this 642-nucleotide messenger RNA. NCBI's taxonomy places the organism in Eukaryota, Metazoa, Arthropoda, Insecta, Lepidoptera, Papilionidae. The record is from the annotation of a GenBank genome assembly.